AUGAUUAACAUCAAUCAUCCAAAGAUUUGCGGAAAACCACCUGUAAAUAAAUCUUUUGUAACAAAAGAGUUAAAACAAAAAGAAAUUACGGAUAAUAGCAAGGAAAAAGAGAUUGAUCAUGAUUCUAUUAUUAAGGAAAAUACAAAGAAAAUUGAUUGUAAUGAAAAUAUCGUCGAAUCGACUAUGUGCUCAUUCGAACAAAUUUGUAAUAUAAUUAGUGAUCUCGAAAAAGAUAUUAACGCAAAAAUUCCAGAAAUAGAUCAAUUACAGCUAAAACCAGAAAAAGACGUAUCUCAUGGGAAACAUGAAACGAGUGGUACUACUUACGACGAUAUAAUGACCUUCUUGACAAAACUCGAAGAUGGUACAUUGGACGAGACAAAGAUCAACAUCCCAGAGAUAGAUGCUGUUAUGUUUGAAGACAUGUUUGGCAACUCGCAAUCUUUGCCCUGCAUCAAUUUCGAUGACAUCGGGCCCACUAAUAUCGAGAUCAACAACACUCAUGCAUUCAAAGAAGAUUUAAUCACAGCCCAGUUGCAACUUGAGGAAAAAGAGGCCACUAUAUCGCUCUUGAAGGAACAAUUGAAGACCGAAAGAAAAUUGGCAUGUGAGAAAUUGGAAAGUCAGAAAAAGAGCAAUAACUCCAAAUUGCAACAACAAGAGGAGAAAUACAGAGGGAUAGUGAAGAGACAUCAGAAGUUCAUCGAGCAGUUGAUUCAGGAGAAAACCGAUCUGACAGAGAAAUGCAAUUCAUUGAUGCAGAAGGUGAAAGAGAUAGAGAUAAAAAUGCAAAGAGAUUUAAAAGCUGCAGCUGAUAGGCACGUGGUGGAGUUACAAAGAGCGAAGGAUCACUUGGCUGCUGCUGAGAAGAUAAAAAGAGAGCGAUGGAUAGAGGCCAGGACGACAAAGAUCAAGGAAAUGACGGUAAAGGGUCUGGAACCUGAACUACGUAAUAUGAUGGAACAACACGCGGAAGAGAUUCAAAAGUUGAGGAAUUUACACAUGAAGGAAUUGCAAGACACUGAAUUGCGCAUUAUACGUCGAUCUAAUCAACAAUUGGAGCAACUGCGUCUUGAGUUGACGGCCAGUCACGAGAGAAUGUUGGCCAACGAGAAGAAUAUUUUGUGGACCAGGUACCAGGAGAAACUGGAGGAACAAGAAAAUCAAUUUAAAAUUCAACAAGCGAAACUUGUGGAAGAAUUGCAAUACGAUAGAGAUAAGUUUGCCAAGGAACAGACGAAAAGAGACACUGAAAUGGAAGCUAAUUUGCAGAAGAUACAUAUGCAAUAUAAGCAAGAAAUAGAUAUUCUGAAGCAACAGCAUUUGAAUGAGAAAAAGUCACUUCAAGAGUCAUUGAAAGCUGAGUGGCAAACUUGUUUAACCGAGUAUAAGAGACAACAAAAUUUAAGAAUUGAACAAAUUGAGAAUAAGAUAAAAGAAGAGUGUAAUAAAGAGAGGGAUCGGCAAAUUGAGCUUGCCAUAGAACGCUUAGAAAAAGAUUCUCGAGAUGAAAGAUUGACUCUUCAACGAAAUUUUGAUUGCAAACUUAAAUCCCUAACAGAGAAAUAUGAAAUGGACUUGCAAAAUGCAAUUGAUAAUGAACAGCUUCAUAAAGGUAAGUUAAUUCAAACGAAGGAUAAGCUUGAAAAAACACAAAUUCAAUUGCAAGAAGCAGAGAACAAAUUGCAAGAAUGUGUAACCGAGUUGAAUACUGCAAAUGAGAUAAUUAAACGAUUAAAUAUAGAACGAAAUAACGCAAAAAAAAUUGUGAGGCAAGAAAUUGAAGGAGAAAAAAGAGAAUUGGAAGAAAAAAUUGCGUCGCUUUAUCAGGAAAUAACUCGUAUAAAUGCAAACAGAGAUGCCUCGAUGGCUCAAUUACACAGCAGAAUUAAGUUGAUAAUGACACAAAAAGUUUUAACGAUCAAAAAUCUGAUUAAAGAACUUAACGACACAAAAUUAAAAUGCGAACACUUGGAAAAGUUAUUGGACCAACAACGAAGGGAUUAUAUUUUAAAAAGUUUAUAAACGAUUUGUUGCUUAUUCAGUUGUAUAUGUUAUUUGUUGUAUAACAGAUAUUUUAUAUAAAAUAAAUAAAAUGAUUUGAAAUGA
Molecule: messenger RNA, 2109 nt
Organism: Apis cerana (Asiatic honeybee)
Lineage: Eukaryota; Metazoa; Arthropoda; Insecta; Hymenoptera; Apidae
Gene: dila
Product: centrosomal protein dilatory
Biological process (GO): intraciliary transport involved in cilium assembly; cilium assembly; regulation of centrosome duplication
Cellular component (GO): centriolar satellite
Source: RefSeq, a predicted model, not a curated record